Molecule: messenger RNA, 1655 nt
Organism: Paramuricea clavata
Lineage: Eukaryota; Metazoa; Cnidaria; Anthozoa; Malacalcyonacea; Plexauridae
Source: the annotation of a GenBank genome assembly
UAUUGCGAAUUUGGCGUAUUAAAGGAUCAGCCAAUAAGAGAUCGCAUCGUCGUCGGACUGAGAAAUAAAAAGUUGUCUGAGAAAUUACAAUUAGAUCCAGAUCUUACUUUAGCGAAAGCCAUAGCUCAAGCCAGACAAAGCGAGGAAAUCAAGAAACAACAAAACAUUAUUCAUGGACAAAAAUCGACCGGAAGUAGCGAGCAUAAUAUUGACAACAUUUCUAAGAAUAGAAAACAACCCUCGACGACAGAAAAUACGGCAAAAUGGACGGCAAACCCAAAUGUACGCGGUGUCUCGGACCAGCCCACUCCAGGCAAUUCUGCCCAGCAAGUGAGUCCAUCUGUAAUAACUGUUCAAAGAAAGGACAUUGGGCAAAAGCAUGUCGAAGCCAAGCAAGCCAACAACUUCGCAAGAAACAAAUUAACGAACUAACUUCCCGCCAAGAAACCGAGGAGGAAAGUUCGUCUGAGGAAGAUGUCUACUUUUUGGGCGAAGUCGUACACCUCGAUACUAUCAAUAAAUCUGGCAAUAAACCGUGGACUGCAGACAUAAAGGUAAACGAAACAAAUAUUUUAUUCAAAAUCGACAGCCGCGCUGACGUCACAGUGAUACCUUUAACAGUAUAUCAACAACGAAAACUACAGUCAACACUCAAGUCGACUGGCAAAGUUCUUAUGGGCCCGUGCAAUUACAAAAUGAACUGUAUAGGAACAUUCACUUCACAGCUGCGACACGAGGACAAGACAACUACAGAAGAAAUAUUCGUCGUUAAAGGACUCGAAAGAUCAUUAUUAGGAAGACAAGCAGCCCACAGUCUGAAUUUACUCAACUGUGUCGACGCUCUAAACAGCAACGAAAUGAAAGAAAGUGCCAAAGAAAAGUAUCCCAAUCUUUUCACUGGUCUUGGACAAAUUAAAGACCAAGAGUAUGAUAUUAAAGUUGCGCACGAAGCAACACCUUUUGCAAUCACGGUUCCACGACAAGUUCCGAUACCACUAAGAAUUACAAAGAAUGGAACGCAACGGAGUAAUAUCUCGAGUUGAAGAUCCAACCGAAUGGUGCGCCCCGAUGGUUUAACGCCAAAAAGCAAUGGAAAAGUUCGAGUAUGCGUAGAUCUCACAAAGCUUAAUCAGUUCGUGCAGCGUGAAAACCAUCCCCUACCAACAACCGACACGACAUUUGCAAACCUUGCUGGAGCUCGGUAUUUUACAAAGUUAGACGCCAACUCUGGAUUUUGGCAAAUCAAGCUCUCGGAAAGAUCAAAACCUCUAACAACGUUCAUAACACCCUGGGGACGGUACUGUUUCAACGUUCUUCCUUUCGGAAUAAGUUCAGGGUCUGAAAAGUUUCAGAAAUGUAUGUGCCAAAUUCUCGAAGGUUUGGAUGGCGUCGAAUGCAACAUCGAUGAUGUUCUAGUUCACGGUGCAACACAAGAAGAACACGACCGAAGAUUGGAAGCGGUUCUCCAACGACUCGGUAACGCCAACGUCACGCUAAAUGCCGAAAAGUGUGUUUUCAACGUCUCGAUUGUGAAAUUCCUAGGUCAGAUCGUGGGAGCCGAUGGCAUCAAACUCGAUCGAGAGAAAAUACAAGCGAUUCUCGAAUGCCACACCCAACCAACCUACAUGAAGUCCGUUCCUUUCUUGGAAUGGUAA